AUGAAGAUCACGGCGGGCGGUGGGAAGACGAAGGGUGGCGUCGGUGCUCGCGCGCGGGUCGUCGACGCGCCGGUGGCGUCGAUGGGGGAUGGGUUUGAGGAUUACGACGACGACGCGGAGGCGGAGGACGACGACGUCGUCGGAGAGCGCGCGCUCGAGAUCGCGGAUCAGGGACGAGGGGCGACCGUGAAGAGCGUGGAGUUCGUGCAGGCGUGCGCGAGCUUGGCGGGAUGUCCCAAGCCCACGCUGCCGGAGAUUGCGGUGAUUGGCCGGUCUAACGUGGGGAAGAGCUCGCUCGUGAACAUGCUCACCAAUAGAAAGUCCAUCGCGAAAACGUCGAAGAAUCCGGGGAAGACGCAGACGAUCAAUCACUACAAGAUGAUCACCGGUGCGGGAUCGUAUUACUUGGUCGAUCUUCCGGGGUACGGCUUCGCGAACGCCCCAGAGGCACUGCGCGAGAAGUGGGCCGAGUUCACGCGCGAGUACCUGCUCAAGCGCGAGACGCUCAUCACGGUGAUGCUCCUCAUCGACAGCACGGUGAAGCCGCAGAGAUUAGACUUAGAGUGCCUCGAUUGGCUCGGCGCGGCUGGGAUUCCGGUGACGAUCGUGUUCACAAAGGUGGAUAAGCGCAAGAAGAUCGCCGCGGGUAAGCGCGCGAACCCGCAGGAGACGAUGGAGGAGUUCUGUCGAGAGGCCAUGGAUAACUGGGACUGGGACGAGCUCCCGCCCAUGAUUUACACCUCGAGCGAGACCGCGGAGGGCAAGCGCGAGGUCUUGAACCACAUCGCCUCGCUCCGGCAAUUUUUCAAAAAGCCGCUCAAGGAGGACUUCGUGAAAUCGAUCCAAGGCGACGCCGGCGCGUCCGUCGCCGACGCGAACGUCGUCGAUGACGACGAAAACGACUUUGACGACGACGGUGACGACGACGACGACGACGAAAUAUUCGAAGACUUCGACGACGACGAACCCGAGGACGACUGGAAUAAGUGA
This is a messenger RNA of Ostreococcus tauri, 990 nucleotides long. Its product is annotated as GTP-binding protein, ribosome biogenesis, YsxC. Gene Ontology annotation, molecular function: GTP binding. Lineage: Eukaryota; Viridiplantae; Chlorophyta; Mamiellophyceae; Mamiellales; Bathycoccaceae. The transcript has a single exon. The coding region runs from base 1 to 990 and encodes 329 amino acids. The record is from RefSeq and is a predicted model, not a curated record.